Molecule: messenger RNA, 1560 nt
Organism: Pseudovirgaria hyperparasitica
Lineage: Eukaryota; Fungi; Ascomycota; Dothideomycetes; Acrospermales; Acrospermaceae
Exons: 2
Coding region: 1-1560 (519 amino acids)
Biological process (GO): polysaccharide metabolic process
Cellular component (GO): fungal-type vacuole
Molecular function (GO): glucan 1,4-alpha-glucosidase activity
Source: RefSeq, a predicted model, not a curated record
AUGCUCCUCACUGCGAUCGUCAUCGCAUACGUUGUCCUCUACGCGUUCGCCUUCCAGCUGAAUCCUCCAUGGAAUCUGCUUGAGAAGUACGGCAAAACUGCACAGCAAGCCAUUUCAAUCAGUACCGAUGUCCCACUCGACCAUUGGCUAGAAGAGCAAGAGCAUAUCGCCAUUGACAAAUUGCUUGCAAACGUCGCGCCCAAAGGGCAUGAAGCACAGAAUGCGGCAUGGGGGACUGUGAUCGCAAGUCCGUCCCGCGAUCAUCCCAACUACUUCUUUCAGUGGAUCCGAGACGCUUCUAUCACCAUGUCUACCCUCGUGGACAUGUAUGCAAAGUCCCCUUCAGCCGACUUGUCUCUUAUAAUAUCGGCAUUCGUUACCCUUCAAUACAAGAUUCAGCACAUUGAUAAUCCGUCGGGCGGCUUUGACGAUCUAGCUGGGCUGGGAGAACCGAAAUUUCUUGUGAAUGGCUCGCCUUUCAACAGGAAUUGGGGUCGACCGCAACGCGAUGGUCCCGCCUUACGCGCAUUGGCUCUCAUGGCCUUCCUCCGAGCUUACAACGCGACGCACCCGGAUGCUUGGACAGAACCAGAUAGGCAUCGACUAUCUAUAUUGUAUGACCCAUCAAUGCCGCCCAAUAGCUUGAUAAAAGCGGACUUGGAAUACGUGUCCCGCUACUGGAGUAUCGAUGGCUUUGAUGUAUGGGAGGAGGUAUACGGCUUGCAUUUCUUCACUGCCAUGGUCCAGCUCCGUGCACUUCGUGAAGGCGUCGGUAUUGCUAUUGCGUUUGGCGAUUUUGGAGCCGCAAAGUGGUACGACAAACAAGCUAGGAAGCUGUCAGCAUUUCUCCACGAGUUCUGGAGCGAAGAGCGGAACCACCUUAUUGCUAUCAAGAAUACUGCCCGUUCUGGACUUGACUGUGCCCUUCUCUUAGGAUCGCUCCAUGGAGAAUCCGAGAUCGAUAUGCCUUGGAAGUCUCCUUAUCCCCCUCAUUCUGAUGAAGUCCUAUUAUCCCUUCUUGCCUUGACCCAUGACCAAGCAAUCCGCCAUCCUAUAAAUGAACCACAUCGGGUUCCAAUCUCUGGAUUCGCAGCAGCGGGCCUUGGACGCUAUCCAGAGGACAUCUACGAUGGGUACGGUACGACGCCAAACGGUGGCAACCCUUGGUUUCUUUGCACAUCGUCCGCUGCCGAAGUCAUGUUCCGCACGGCUUCCCAUCUCCUUUCUCAACAUAAUUUACCAGUCACUGCUCUUGGCCUGCCGUUUUGGUCUGGACUCUUAUCAAACACCAGUUCUAUUCCAGAUCUUAAAGCUGGCAUAGUGUACAAUUCAAGCUCGGAAGUCUUCAAGACAGCCAUGGAGAGGCUGAAAAGCAUCGGAGACGACUUCCUUUACAUUUUACGAACGCAUGCGAAUGCAGAUGGAAGUCUUAGCGAGCAGUUUGAUCGCGUGACAGGGUUUGAGAGAGGUGCGCAUGAUUUGACGUGGAGUUAUGGAGCCUUUUUGCAGGCUUAUUGGGCUAGAAAGCGGUUGGUUGCUGCCUUGAUUCCAGAAAAGUGA